AUGAGGGCCAGGACCACAAUCCCCAAGUUACCUCAACCACGGUGGUCAAUGGCCAGACCGGUACCGUCAUCUAUGAGCCAAUUACACUCACUCAAUACUCCAAGUUGCGAUAUCAUACUACUGUAA
This is a messenger RNA of Colletotrichum truncatum, 126 nucleotides long. RefSeq lists its product as uncharacterized. The record is from RefSeq and is a predicted model, not a curated record. Lineage: Eukaryota; Fungi; Ascomycota; Sordariomycetes; Glomerellales; Glomerellaceae.